UUUAAGUUGUUUGAAUGUUACAGAUGAAUCUACUAUGGUUGGUUGGGUCCUUGCUGGUGGUCUGCGGGGUGCUGGAGGGGAAGAAGAAGGGGAAGGACGGAUUGUUCUCCUCCGACACCUUGAAGUGCUUGGUCUGUCAGUCCCUCGUGGAGGAGAUAGAGUUUCUUAUAAACAAGGUUGACCCAAAGAAGAAAAUAGAAACUGGAACCUUCCGACUCAACUCUGAUGGAACACAAAACAAAAAUAUUAUUUCAUAUGCGAGGUCUCAGACUCAUCUGAUGGAAAUUGUGGAUUCAGUUUGUAAAACUUUUGAGGAUUAUGCUCAAGCCAAGUCUAAGGUUUCGGGCAAACCAAUGAUUAUUAGGAUUGUAACCCCUGAAGGGAACAUGAACCCCCAGAUGGGAGAGGUGGAUAUGGUUCCUGAUGAUGACCUGAAUACUCGGCUUAAAUUUUACAUGAUAUCUCUGUGUGAGAAUAUAGUGGAGGAUCAAGAAGAUGAUAUAAUGGAAUUAUUCUCAAAGGAAGGAAAGCAUAAUGAUAUCCAGCUAUGCAGUAAACGAUCAAGUUACUGUGAGGAUACUGAAAUACCUGCUGAUGAAUAUGAAUUUGAGAAAGAAGAACUGUGAUCAACCAAAUCUGAGCUUUAUAAUUCAUUAGUUUACAUUGUUGAAUUUAUACUUUUAUAACGUACACUAAAUAGUUAGCGUGGUAACAGAACGUGAUUACCCACCAAGGACGAGAAUGUGGAGAUGACCUAAAAAUAUGACAAUUUGAAACUUGGUAUUUGAUUUCUGCAUUCAAUUGAGUAUUUUGAUGGUUCACUAAAUGAUUAAAAACAGAAAUAAACCAGUUUUGGCCCUACUUCAAUCGUCUGAGAAGUCUCAUCCUUUGUGGGUAACCCUGUUGACAAAAGCACUUCUAGAAUAGAUUUCACUUUUCAGAAAGCAAAUUUGAUCCCCCACGUUAAGGAGACUGAAAAUAAUUUCAUAAUAAGAUCACUUGAAAUGUUCGUACCUUCUGAAGAGUAAUACUGUACUCUGUACUGUUUCUUGGCUGCAUUUGGGUACAUUUCUAAUUUUAGAGAACUUCUAAAUACAUGUUUUUUUAUUGUGAAUUGCACUUGCCAGCUUCUUAGAUUAUGAUUUUAUAUGUUUUUUUUCUAUAUUUCUGUACAACUAUGAUACUGAACAGGUCUACAAUUUGUGAUAUACACAUAGUGAUAAAAAAUUUUAUAUAAUUGGUAAAACUCAAUUUAAGCUUAAUUUUUAAUCUUUUUAAAAUAUAGCAUUUUGUAUUUCUAAGGCAUAAUUAUAAUUUUUAUGAAUGUUAAGUAUUUCCGUAACACGUGAUCUUUAUGAUAAAAUAGUGACAGAAGUAUCAAACGUUAAUUGUCGCCUUGUCUACCCUAACUUGUUUUUUUUACGUACACGCAGUACACUACAGUCAACUUGCUUCGUAAUUUAUGUACGUUUAGAUAGUUGUUUUGCCUGAAAGUUUUGAUGAAAGAAGAUUUACAAUUUGUAUGCACGAGAGUUGAAAUAUAUUAAAUAUAUUUUUGUUACCGAGAA
Messenger RNA from Eurytemora carolleeae, 1568 nucleotides. RefSeq names its product protein canopy homolog 2 (gene sel). The transcript is spliced from 7 exons. The record is from RefSeq and is a predicted model, not a curated record. The coding region runs from base 15 to 626 and encodes 203 amino acids. NCBI's taxonomy places the organism in Eukaryota, Metazoa, Arthropoda, Copepoda, Calanoida, Temoridae. Gene Ontology annotation, cellular component: endoplasmic reticulum.